This is a messenger RNA of Psylliodes chrysocephalus, 3035 nucleotides long. The record is from the annotation of a GenBank genome assembly. NCBI's taxonomy places the organism in Eukaryota, Metazoa, Arthropoda, Insecta, Coleoptera, Chrysomelidae.
AUCUAUUUUCUAUACCACUUUGAUUUUAGAAUUCUAAUAUAGCAUGACAUAAAAUGUCAAUUUGUGAUAUAUACCAAUAAAAUAAUAUAAAUAAUUCCAAAAUUCAUCAUACCAAAUUACCGUAAUAAGAUUUGGUUUUUUUAUCAUGAAAGUGGAACACUACUAUCCACCGAAUAACCAUCUUUUGACUGAACCGAAAUAUGGGAGAGCAAAAAGGAUAAAAAUUUGGAUCAAUGGGGAUACUUACUGCAACGAAUUUUCUAUAAAUCCGAAGAAUUUUAGAAGUUGGAUAUCCAUUUUAAAUCAUUUUUCUGUUAUGAUGAAACCUGGUUUUGGGGCAAUAAGGAAACUGGUGGCAUUGAGUUCUAUGAAAGUUGUUGAUUGUUUCGAAGAUUUGGAUCCUUGUGAUAAAUAUGUUGCUCUUGGUGUCAGUUGUCGACUUAAAUUUCCACCUGGAGGUUACAACAGCAAUUCCGAAAGAGACCUAUUAAGUCAGCAAAAAGUAAAAAAAAAAUUAUAUAAGGGUGAAAUAAAUUACCAAAAAUCUCCGUUUCUCAUAGAGUCUGAGAAAAAGAAGUUAACAAUAAUUUAUAUAACCGUGAAUGGUAGAAAUAAUCAAGUUCCCCAGAAAGCAGUAUUUAAGGAAAACGAAUUGCAAAACUGGAAUCUUAUUAUGAUAUACUUGUCUAAAAUACUUGAUAUACCGGAAGGCGUAGAAAGUAUAUGCACGAUUUUUGGAGAUGUCUUAGAAAAACCGAUGCAAUUCCAACACGGUUUUUUAUAUGUAGCGAUACCUUUUAAAGAGUCCUUUAUCGACAUGGACUACUUAAGUUUAUUUAAGAAAGAAAAUAAUUUUAGGAAAAAUUACAUUUUGUCUAUUAAACCAAGCAAUGGGUCAUCCAGUAACAGAGGUAGUCCAAGAAUUAAAAAAUCAACUAUGCCCACAUAUCGGAUUGAAAAAGGUCGUACCAAUCAAGAUCCUGCGUAUUGUCCUUGUUCGCCAAAAGCAUCUUCGGAAAAGGAGCAAUCUAUGUCUUCUGAACCACAGUUUCAAACACGUAGCAAGGCAGCAUACGACAAACAUUUGCAACGAUGUGCUAUUGUCAGAAGGAAAGUAAAUAGCGCACGAAUGAAAAAAGAAGUUGCUGAUUCUAUAAAAGCUUACGAACAAAGGAUCGAAAAAAUUGAAAAAGAAAAACUCCAAAAAAGUAAAACGUAUUGCGAAUUAGCGAAGCGUGAGAAAAUUAAAAAAACACGUGGCCAAACUGCAGUUGCAAUUAUCCAUAAUCCUCCAUGUCCAACAAGAACAAAACAGUACAGCAGAGAUGGAAAGCCUGAUUCUGGAUACAAUAGCGAAGAUAGAAAAUCCAUGAUUGAAUCUGUAAAAUCAGGUUCAGGAGAUGCUACUGUAAAAAGAAAAACUUUUAUAUCAACUGCAAAAUCAGAAGCAGCUUUAGUGAGAAAAAUCAGUAGCGACGAAACAACAAUGGCAUCGUCGAGUUCAACAAUAACUCUAAAAUCAGGAUCAAAAUCAGGACAUGGAAAACAACACGAGGAUACUACUGAAGUCCCAAUAAGUCCGUUUAAAGAUAGCGGCAUUCCUACAUCAACAAAAAGCAGUCAUAGUACGACAGUAACGACAGAUUCCGAUGAUUUUAGCAAAAAUGAAAAAGGCUUAACCUUUUUAAAAGAACUUUCAACGGAUUUUAAAAUUGAAAGAAAAAGAAGCGGCGCUAUAUCUGUAAUCAAAGAAGUUUCUGAAGGAACGUCUUCAUUGUCAGAAACUGAAACUAAAGAAAUUUUAUCUCCUAAAGGCAGACAAAUGUUCAGUACAUCAUCUGAUUCAAUUAAAGAUACAUCUACAGAAGAAAAAAGUUGUGAAAAGGCUCUGACUGCUACAGAGUGGAACGUACAGAAAGCGAAUUCAUCAGCUGACAGAUUACGAGCACUUUUCCGAACCUAUUCGAGUAAGGAAGAAAAUUGUGAACAAGAAAAAAGGAACAGCGGCUCUAAAUCAUCGUACACCGAUUCUUUGUUGGAACAAACCGAUAGCGGAUCAGAUCUACUUAAGGAUUCUAUGGAAAACAUUAACCAAACGACUUUUGAAAAAAUAGCAAGCAACAAAUCGAGCGAAACACAACACGUCACCAUUAACUAUUCAAAAGCGCAAGGAAAUAGAACAACAUCAUGUCCAACGAUAAUAAUUCCCCAAAAGUCGUCGUUCGCAAAUACGAGUAUUUCCCAAAAAUCAAUCGACGAUACCGCUCUUGUACCUCUUGUCCCAGCGCUAUCUCAAACUUCAUCGUUAGACGUCAAUUCCGGAUCGCAUCUUUCUUGCAAAUCGGAAGAACGUUUACAGAUAAACGAAGAAAGGAAUAAUCAAAUAGUAGUUAGAGGAGAUGUCAAGGCGAAAUCGACAGAUUCGUUCAGUAUUGAGAAAUUUAUUAUAAAAUCGGAAGAUGUCACUGUGUGCGAAAUUAACAGUAAAGAAGCCACUUCGACGACAGUAAUAGUUGUAAAAGAAAUCGAAAGAGCAGAAUAUUCUAAGAUCAUAUCUUCAACAAAAAUCAUAGAAGUCUCUGAUUCUUUGGAGGUGCUUCCGGAAACUGAUGCCCAGUCAUACACGUCUUCGUGCCUAGCUAAUGACCAAGUUUGAUAAUUUUUAUAUAGCCAAUAUGUCGAAAUCAUCAAGUACCAGCAGUAGUAGCUUUACGGACCAAACAAUUAUUGCUUCUCCUAGUUUCAAACCGGUGAAUUAUAGAAUACAACAAAAUGUUAUUGAAAUUAGGGAAAUUAGAAAUUCAUAUCAAAAUCAACUUCAAUGUAUAUGUAAGGAAUUUGGCGGUCCAAAUCCAGGAUGUGUUUCAGGACAAAAUAGUAGGGGAAUCAAAGACAAUGUUAAUUAUUCAAUUACGGAUUCAAUCAGAAAUUUAGGUUUUCUAAGUGAAGGAAUUGUAAAAUGAAGCUUAUUUAUAGUUAUUCAAAAUUUAAUGUUUAAUGAUUAGUUUUAUAAAUAAAAUUUGUAGCUACGAUAA